This is a messenger RNA of Meyerozyma guilliermondii ATCC 6260, 1692 nucleotides long. It is a transcript of the gene MED1, whose product is annotated as Med1p. Gene Ontology annotation, molecular function: transcription coregulator activity. Bases 1 to 1692 code for a protein of 563 amino acids. Gene Ontology annotation, cellular component: mediator complex. The transcript has a single exon. Lineage: Eukaryota; Fungi; Ascomycota; Pichiomycetes; Serinales; Debaryomycetaceae. The record is from RefSeq and is a predicted model, not a curated record. Gene Ontology annotation, biological process: regulation of transcription by RNA polymerase II.
AUGAAUGUGUUCAAUGAAGGGCUAGAGAAAUGCUUAUGGAUGCUAUACAAAGAAGCUGACUCUUUUGGUGCUUCAGCAUCGUUAAUACUGAGGUUGGCUGAAAUGCUCAACUUUGACACUUUUCUUGAUGAAGAUGCAUACACUCAUAUUGUGGGGGAGCCACUUGUUGAUAAUAACAAGGAACGCAUGAAAUUCAAGAGGCUUUCAAUUGCGGGAUCGUUGAUACUUCUCGAUAUAGAUAUCCUUACGGACACGAAAAUUCUUCGUAUUUCGCUUUCUCUGGCAAACCACCAAGGCGAUGCUAAGGUUGGAAAUUAUUAUAAAAUCAUAAAUUCUGGCGACACAAGCCGAAUUGAAGUUAAUUUUUCUCAAAACAACGAAUCCUUCCUUGGCAAGAGUGCGAAUCCCGAAAAGAUACUUUUGUCGAGUUUUGCCGAUGACAAGCUUGGGAAGUUUCCCAGAAACUUAGCCUAUAUGGCUGACUUGGACAAAUCAUCAGGAGCUGGACCCGACCUUUUCUUGUACAUAGACAAGUUGGCAUUGGUUUUGAAAGCCAUUCAUGAGUAUGAAAAAGAAAGAGAUGCAACAUGGGAGCUGCAAAAUGGUUAUGUGGGAAGCGUGGGAAGAGUCGCAUUGAAUAAUGAAACUGAUCUUCUAUUGGGAGUCUUCUUACAUUUUUGGCAAGAUUGGCGAUACAUAAACCAUCAUAAAGCACCAGAAAGUGCGACCCCUGCAUUUGGAAAGAACUACUAUGCUUUGUUGCGUGUCAAACCUUCUACAAGCCUGAACGAAUAUUUGAAUGAUUCUUUAAAAUGGCCGUUGCCAGAUGGAAGCAAGUUGGACCUUGAGUUUGCCAACAAUGAUACUAAGGUGGACGAAGAUUCCUCUCCGUGGAUCCUAUGCCUUGAGUUUAAUGAGUCGAUCCAUCUUCCGCUCCAAAUAGUUGAACUUUUGGAGGCAGUUGUCGCAGAUGAGGGUUCAACAUCGAGCGCAGCUUUCACAGCAUUGAAUAAUCAUGACAGUUUCCACGGUAACAUCAGCCUUGAAAAUGGCACUUUCGUGGAUACUCGUGUUGUUUCAGACCUUCCGUACCGUUUUAUUCCUGCCAAAGUGGUAGAAAUCAAGUCAUUGAAGGUGAUACCGAAAUUGUUGUCACUCGCAAGAACAUUUUUAUUCGUUCAAAACCUUCUAGUGCUGUUCAACGAGGAAUCAUACUCUUGCAUAUCAUCAGCAGCAACUGGGUUGCAAAAUGGAGGAUUAAAUGACGAUGCAAAACAAAAGCUUAUCGAUACAUUACAGCUUCCUAAUGAUAUCACGGAUCAAGAACUCUUGGGACUAAAUGCUGUGACCGACAAUAGUAAUUUUUCCCACCAUAUGCAACCUUCCGAAAACCUUGAUUUGGAAUCUGUCAUGGCUGAAGAUGCUGGAGAGAGUGCUUCAAUCAAAAAAGGCUUGAGUGUGACUUUUGAGGAAAUUGAUCUUACAAGUCUUAGCCUCCAAAUCACUAUCACAGGUUCGAUCGAUGAUGAAGGAAAUACUUUGGAGAAACAAUUCAGUGUACUGAAUGGGAAUGCCUUCUUGUCACAAAAGGGAGGUGAUAUGGAAAUCGACGAUGCCCCAAUGGAAAAGUUCGUGAGAGCAUUGAAUGUUUCUGAGGAUAUCAAACGAAGUUUCAAAUACUUAUUAGAAUGA